GUCGGAGCAUUUGAAAAGCCCAUUAACACAAAAUCCCCAAAACACAAAAUCCGAUUAGGGCUAAUUCAUUAUUCAAAUAUCAAAUUUCACGAGCUUCUACCAGAGAACGAAUCCUUUGUUGAGAUUCCAGUAAGCAAGAAAAAAAAUGGAGGGAGGAGACGAUGGAGUUGAGAGAUUGGAGGACUCGAAAGAUCUGCAACAGCAGAGCAAAGCUCUCGACAAACUCACUGACCGAGUCGAGGAUCGUCAGCUCGACUCAACCCGAGUUCAGGAGGCUAUGGCUUCGAUUUCUGCGUCAAAAGAAGCUGAUAUUCAAGCUGCCAGAUUGAGGGAGAAAGAAUUGGCAGCUGUUAAGAUUAAUGCAGCCGACAUUGAUAUCAUUGCAAGUGAACUAGAGCUGGACAAGAAGGUGGCUGAAAGAACAUUGCGCGAACACAAAGGUGAUGCUGUUGCUGCCAUUAGAUCCUUGCUCUACUAAAUACGUAUUUAAUGCUGUAAGCUCUGCUUCUGCAAAUUCUCGGUUUUUUUUUUUUUACUAACUGUUAAAUCCUAAAUACGUAUUGAUUCGUCCUUUAUCUUGAGUUACCUUCUCAUUUAUUACUUGUUGAAAAUGUUACACCAUACAUCUUGUGUAUGUAUAAGAUUUGGACGAAA
This is a messenger RNA of Erythranthe guttata (spotted monkey flower), 654 nucleotides long. RefSeq names its product DNA-binding enhancer protein-like protein. Lineage: Eukaryota; Viridiplantae; Streptophyta; Magnoliopsida; Lamiales; Phrymaceae. Gene Ontology annotation, biological process: protein stabilization; negative regulation of apoptotic process. The record is from RefSeq and is a predicted model, not a curated record.